Molecule: messenger RNA, 1788 nt
Organism: Fusarium poae
Lineage: Eukaryota; Fungi; Ascomycota; Sordariomycetes; Hypocreales; Nectriaceae
Exons: 7
Coding region: 1-1788 (595 amino acids)
Source: RefSeq, a predicted model, not a curated record
AUGUCUGAUUCCAAUAGAAGUUUACCUCCCCUGCUACCCAGACCAUCGGCUCAAUCGAUCGCCAAUGAUCUGCCCCGAAAGAGAACAGAGCUUCCUCGAAAGCGCCGUCAACCAGUGACCAAUGCGUGUACCAGCUGCAAAAAGCGAAAGUGCAAGGUAUUGUAUCCACCAAUCUUGAGUUACCCCAGGAGUCCUGCUAAGAUGCCACAAAGUGCGAUGGCCAUCGUCCACGAUGUGGUCCUUGCCUCGAUAAAGACUUGGAAUGGAAACCCUGAGGAGUCGAUACAGGCUAUGCAGAGAAUCCGAGAUGCCGAAAAUGUUGAAGAGGCAGCGAACUCGAUAGCAGGGGCACAGGCUCUUGUGCAGAUGCCCGCCUCUACCAAUGACAUAUCAGCACUUCAGAAACAGGCUCCGCGCGAGCGUUCACCAUUCGAGGAUCGUCAACCCAAAAGGCGUCAACUGGGAUCACCCCAUGAAGAUUCGAAUUUCAUGUUCGAGAAGCAAUACAUGAUUGACCCACGGGACAAAUACGUCGACAACAACAUGUUUGUCGACGUGUUGGCUCGUGAGUUGCCGUUGUCACGCUGGACGACUGUCUCACAGGAUGAUCGACAGAUGAAUCAUUUGCUGACAAUGUUUUUUACUUGGGACAAUAUCGUCGAACGAGCCAUCUAUAGACCGAUCUUUGAAGAAGACACUAUCGCUCUAGAUCCAAGUCUUGCCAAUAACUACCCAAGGAACUUUUGCUCCGAAUUUCUCGUCAAUGCUCUGCUUGCUGCUAGCUGUCUUUACUCCCUGGAUCCUGCGUUCUACAAAAAGCCCCAAGACUCGUCCACCAGAGGUAGGCGAUGGGCUGACGAAGCCGAAAUCCUGUUGGAGAAGAUCGAUAAGCCUUCUCUUCCCCUGCUCCAAGGGCUAUAUUCGCUCUUUGUAUACGAAGGAGUCAUUGGUGAAGGCACCAAAGCUGUCAAGUACUUCCUACGGUCUAUGGAUGUGUACAAAGUGCUGAACGACACUUGGACCACGCAACAACGCGGAGGUGCAGAUGAUGCACGGCUCGAACGGGAAAGGCAGGCCAUUUCAUGGUGUCUCUGGGGCUUUUACUGCUGUGAAUGGCGAUCAUCUCAGGCCUUUGGCUUUAGAAAGCUGACACGGAAGCCCAAGAUGGAAAAAGCAUGGCUAGACCAUGACUUUCCUCUAUCCAAGCCCGACUGCGUAGGCUACUGGUGGUUUCCGUAUCCGGUGUCUUACCAGAUCCAGAAAUCGUUACAGGUUGAGAUGAGAACAGCGGAUGUUGCGUUAUCCGAAAUUGCUGAAGAGACUCUCGACUUUAUCUAUCCAGAGGAGGGGCAGCUACCGCCUCAAGCCAACACUCAACGUGCGCUUGAAAUUUACGACAAAUCCUUUGCUCAUCUCUGCUUCGAGUACUGGCUAAACCAUGUCACUGGAACUGCUGCUUACAUUGUGCUUCGAGAUGCCGGUGACUCUCCAGUUCAGAUGGACACACUGGUCCGUGCCUGUCAGUGUCUUGAAGAAAUGAAGGUAUCGUUUCCUAUAGCGAUUGAUGUCAUGGCGGGGAUUUUUGCAGCCUUUCGUCGGUUCAAGGUGCAGAUUCCUGCAUUUAUAAGUAGAUACUUUGAUAAGGUGACAUAUCGCAGAGAUGGGCUACUGCACCAUGCUGUGGCUGCGUUGUUGCCAAGCGAAACAGAGGUUGGCCACAUUGGAAGUGGAGCAGAGGUGCAACUCCAGGAGCUGUUGGAUGAAUUUGGGGGUAUGGGGAUAGACUAG